Molecule: messenger RNA, 2082 nt
Organism: Priapulus caudatus
Lineage: Eukaryota; Metazoa; Priapulida; Priapulimorpha; Priapulimorphida; Priapulidae
Product: tankyrase-like protein
Exons: 15
Coding region: 1-2034 (677 amino acids)
Molecular function (GO): protein binding; NAD+ poly-ADP-ribosyltransferase activity
Source: RefSeq, a predicted model, not a curated record
AUGGAGCGCGGUGUUCCGCUGGACCAGACCGACGACAAGGGAUGCCUGCCGCUGCACUACGCCGCCGCUCAGCACAACAUCCCACUCAUCCACUUCUUCGCAGAGCACUGUAAGAAGGAGCUGCUCGACCAGCCCGACAAGGCCGGCUUCACUCCACUCGCCGCCUCGCUGCUCUACUUCGCAAGCAACCGAGACAAGAGUAAAUGGGACAUCAGACUAGGAACUUACACUGGGAAGGUGUCGCCGCUGAUCUGGGCGAUCUGCCGUCGCGACUUCAUGAUGGUGAAGUACCUGCUGAACAAAGGCGCCGAUGUCAACUUUGCCGAUGACCAGAAGAGAACGCCCAUCAUGCACGCUGUUCGCAUGAAUGACAUUGAUCUCGUGCGGCUGCUCCUCGAUCACGACUACUCGCGCGAUGAGCCGCAGCGCAAGCCGCGACGUCGCCUCAUCAGCAUCUCCGACUCGGAGGGCAGUGACGACGACGAUGACGACGACGACGACGAUGCGGACGACGACGACGACGCAGCGACCUUCUCUUCGGAGCUGACGUCGGAUCAUGAAGAUGAGGAGGGUCGGCCUGUGCCGAAGGCGGCGUUCCGCGUGCGCGCGAUCAAGCCGGUUAUCCCGCGCAGCCAGCUGUCGUUCAAGGAGGUUCCCUCGCCACUGAAGCAGGAGGACGAGCUGCCGUUCGAUCUUCCCAAGAUCCACUUCAUCAAGCGCAGCCGGGUGGACCUGGACGCGGCAGACGCGCGCGGGUGGACCGUCGUCCACCACCUCGUCAAGCCGCUCGACGUCGGCACCUUCGAGAACAUGGAGGCGCUGUGCCUGCUGCAGCACUGCGGGGCGCCUAUCGGCAAGGCCGACGACGCGGGCCGCACGCCCCUGCGGUGCGCGUUGGAGGUCGGCACGCAGUGUCUGUCCGACGCGCUGCAGAUGCUGCUCAAGCGCGAGCGCAAGGAGUGGGCGACGACGAAGUUGACGCAGGUGGAAGCGUCGGACGGCAUCGACUGGGGCGCGGACUCUGCGCCCGACUACGAGAAAGAUUACGAGGCAGCGCUGGCCCUGCAGGCGCAGACUGUCAUGGAGGUGGACAGCGCGGAGAAGGAGGGGCCGGAGCUGCCGGAUAAAGCAUCAGACAUGAGCAAGACGGGAGACCUAUUGAUGGACACGAAUCAGAGCCGUCCCUAUAGCAGCCUCCUGACAAAGGUGGACGUGAAGUACGGAAACUAUGGCUUCUUCUCCUUCUACAGGUGCCAGGUGAUUCAUCUGAAGGGACGCGACAUGUACGUGCUGUUCACGCAGUGGGGUCGCAUCGGCUCACGCUACGACUCGCAGCACCAGAAGACGCCGUUCCCGGCCGCCGAGGACGCCAUCAAGGAGUUCUGCAAGGUCUUCAAGCAGAAGACGGGCAACGACUGGAGCGCCCUCGCCACGUUUGAGGCGCAGAAGGGAAAGUACCGGCCGCUGCGACUUGAGACGCGGAAACGCGCGCGCGCUGGGCGCCGCUUCAAGGUCGACCUGCAGUCCAGCGUCAAUUCCAAGCUGCCGCAGACCUUGCAGGAACUCAUGAAGGAGCUGACGAAUGUGCGAUCGCUGGAAUCGGCCUACAAAUCUUACAAGGUCAACGAGAAUCUUCUGCCUUUUGGCUAUUUGCCAAAAGAUGUUAUAAGCCAGGCCCGAGAUAUCUUGGAGAAGCUAGCAGCUAACAUCGAGGCAAAAGACAAAGCCCUGGAGAACUCGAUGGAGGCUGAUUCAGCUGAGAAGCACUACAAGGCCAUGGAACAGAUCCACGACCUGUCCAACGAGUACUACUACCUGAUUCCGCGUGCCGACUUGACACACACAUGCUGCCGCCCAUCGACAACGUCAAGGUGCUGCGGCAGAUCUCGACCUGUGUCGCAACCUGCUGGAGAUCGACAUGGCGACGAAGCUGCUGGUCGCGGCCCAGCAUCGCAAGAACGAGAUCUGCCCGCUGGAUUACGUCUACCGCUGCCUGAGCACGCAGCUAGAGCUGCUCGACUGGAAGGUGGCUGAGGCGCAGUACAUCCUCCACUACUACCACAACACGAUGCCCAAGUGUGC